AUGGUGCCUCAGGCAAGGGUGUCACAAGCUGAUUUGGAUCCAAGAGUUGUAUUUCACUAUGGGAUUCCAUCUACUGCAUCAAUUCUCGCACUUGAUCGCACUCAGAGCUUGUUGGCAAUUGGAACCUUGGAUGGCAGGAUAAAGGUGAUUGGUGGCGAUAAUAUUGAAGGGCUUCUGAUAUCUCCUAAGCCAUUGGCGUUUAAAUACUUAGAGUUCUUAGAAAAUCAAAGUUUUCUAGUUAGUGUCUCAAGUGAAAAUGAAAUUCAGGUUUGGGAUUUGGAACACAAGCAAAUAGCUGGUUCUUUACAGUGGGAAUGCAAUAUAACUGCCUUCUCUAUUAUUUAUGGCACCAAUUACAUGUAUAUUGGAAACGAAUACGCAAUGGUGUCUUUGGUGAAGUAUGAUGCAGAAGAUCAAAAAAUCAAAUUACUGCCGUAUUAUAUUACUUCAAACUUCAUAGCUGAAGCAGCUGGAAUGUCAUUGCCUGAUACUCUUUCUGUUGUUGGAGUUCUCCAUCAACCUAGUUCUCCGGGAAACAGACUGCUGAUUGCAUAUGAGAAUGGUCUGCUUGUUCUCUGGGAUGCUUUACAAGAUCAAGUUGUUCUUGUAAGAGGUUCCAAGGACCUUCAAGUGAAGGAAGAAACAGUCCAUAGUUAUCCUAGAGGCAAAAGAACUGAGCUUUCUGAUGCUAAAUCAGACAGCAAACAGGUGGAGAAGGAGAUAAGCUCUCUUUGUUGGGUAUGUGAUGAUGGGUCGACUCUUGCCGUUGGCUAUGUAGAUGGUGAUAUAAUGUUUUGGGAUUUAUCAACUGCUGCCUCUACCAAGGAUCAUAGAUCUAAAAAUAUAGCUAACAAUGUUGCAAAGCUACAGUUAUCAUCAGAUGACAAGAGACUCCCUGUCAUAGUUUUACACUGGUCUGCAAAUAGGUUGAAUAAUCAUCCUAGGGGACAACUAUUUGUUUACGGAGGUGGAGGAAUUGGAUCUGAAGAAGUUCUCACGGUUCUCAGCGUGGAUUGGUCUUCAGGAAUAGAAAGUCUGAAAUGCCUAGGUCGUGUAGACCUUACACUUGUUGGUUCAUUUGCAGAUAUGGUUUUAUUGCCGGCUGCUGGAGCAAUGGAGAAUGGUGACAUAUUGCUAUUCACUUUGACAAAUCAGGGACAACUGCAUGUCUAUGAUGAGGCUUGCUUGUCUGCCUUGAUGUCUCAGGAAAAGAAAAAAACUGAUGGGACAGCAGUGCAGUAUCCUGUGUUCAUACCUACUACCGAACCUUGUAUGACAGUGGCAAAGCUUGCUUUGGUCGAUAGAGAUGGGAAAUACUCUUCACCUCUGUGUAAGGUACAAGUUGCUGUUGACAAGUCUAAUGCGGAAAACACUUUGAACAAGGGGGGUGCAAAGUGGCCUUUGACGGGUGGUGUUCCCAGCCAACUUCGUGAUGAUUAUCAUGUUGAGAAACUAUAUGUGGCAGGAUAUCAAGACGGAUCUGUUCGAAUAUGGGAUGCCACCUAUCCAGCUCUGUCGCUUAUCUAUGCUAUAAGUCCUGAGGUAAAAGGUAUCAGAUCCACAGGUGCAAAUGGAACAGUAUCAGCAUUGGAAUUUUGUUCUCUUACUUUAAAAUUAGCUAUUGGUGAUGUGUGUGGUCUGGUUCGACUGUAUAAACUAAUAGGGCGUCCAGACAAGACAGAAGUGCACUUUGUGACAAAAACAGAAAAGGAAGUUUAUUCUUCACAACAAGGUAAUGGGCCUCAGUGCACUGCUGUGUUUUCUAUUCUUGAUUCUGCUAUAUGCAUUCUACAAUAUACCAAUUUUGGAGCAAGACUUGCUGUGGGGUAUGAAUGUGGCCAGGUUGCAAUGCUUGAUAUUAGUACAUCGUCAGUUUUGUUUCUUACAGACACUGUAUCCAACUCAAGUUCCGCAGUCAUCUGUCUGCAUGUGAAAUCAUUUUCAGAUACUAAUAGCUUAUCACAGAGCUCUUUGGGCUCUGAAUCCAAGAAUUCAACUGAUCCUGAAAUUGGAAUGAAACCAAAGGAUUCUGAAUCCGAGACUGUAAGUGAUUCUGGAAAUGGGUUGGCAAUCCCAAAGGACUCUGAAUCCAAGAAUGUGGCUGAUCCUGAACAUGGAAUGAGUGUAAAAGAUACUGAAUCCAAGACUUUGAGUAAGGCUGAAAGUGGAUUGGUGUUUGUCAUGACCAGAAAUGCACAUAUUGUUGUUUUAGAUAGUGGAACUGGUAAUAUGAUCCGGUCCUGGCCCCUGCAUCCCAAAAUGGAUUCUACUGCGAUUGCGCUGUACAUAAUAGAGGAUGGUGAUAUUUUAUGUGAUAUGUCGAGUGCAAAAAAGCAAUCUUCAGACUCACCUCACAAAGGCGAAGUUAAACUUGAUAACGUACCACCAAAUGCUGACUCUGGAGGGACACAGCUUGUAGUUGACCCGGAUACCUCCAUCAAAACUGCAUACUUUGUGCAGAGAUCGCUGAACAUAUGUGUAUUACUUUGUUGUGACAACACAUUGCACUUGUAUUCAUUAAAGUCUGCACUUGAGGGUGACAGUAACUCCAUUCUGAAGGUGAAUCUUGUAAAACUGUGUUGCUGGACUACAAUCUUCAAGAAAGAUGGGAAAGACAGUGGUUUGGUAGUACUCUAUCCGACAGGAGUAUUUGAAAUCAGGUCUUUUCCAAAUCUUGAAGUGGUGAGAGAGAUAUCACUAAUAACAAUUCUAAGAUGGAACUUCAUGACUAACAUGGAUAAGACAAUCUGUUCUUCUGAUCGUGGACAAAUAAUUCUGGUAAAGGGGUGUGAAUUAGCUUUUGUAUCUCUUUUUGCCUAUGAAGAUGACUUCAGGAUUUCGGAGUCCUUCCAUUGUCUUCACGAUAAAGUGCUUGCAGCUGCUACAGAUGUCAUUACCAAUUUAUCUCUUAGGCAGAAACAGAGUGCUGCCCAUGGGAUUUUAGGAGGUUUCAUUAAGGGCUUAAAAGCGAGCAAAACAGAUAAGAACAUGGAUCCAAGUCAGCCAACUGGAAAUCAUGAAACAUAUUGUGCGAAUUUGGAGAGCUUAUUUUCAAACCCCCCAUUCUUGAAACCUUCCACAGAUGUGAAGGAUAGCCAAGAACCCGUGAUGCUUAACCUAGAUGAUAUUGUAAUUGAUGGACCUAUUACUGUCUAUCCUAAAGAUCAAAAGACCAAGGGGGAAAAGAAAGCAGACAAGGGAUCAGAGAAGAAAACGUUAUUUGAAGGCACAACUAGUGAUACAAAGCCAAAACCAAGGACAGCUGCAGAAAUCAAGGCUAGAUAUAGAGAAACUGGGGAUGUCGCUGCAGCAGCUGCACGCGCAAGAGAAAUGCUUGCAGAACGUCAGCAAAAACUAGAGAAACUCAGCGAAAACACAGAAGAACUAGCGAGUGGAGCUCAAGACUUCGCAUCAAUGGCAAAGGAACUGGCCGAGAGAAUGGAGAGUCGUAAAUGGUGGCAGCUAUGA
This is a messenger RNA of Fragaria vesca subsp. vesca, 3468 nucleotides long. RefSeq lists its product as uncharacterized. NCBI's taxonomy places the organism in Eukaryota, Viridiplantae, Streptophyta, Magnoliopsida, Rosales, Rosaceae. Gene Ontology annotation, cellular component: cytoplasm; plasma membrane. The coding region runs from base 1 to 3468 and encodes 1155 amino acids. The transcript is spliced from 23 exons. Gene Ontology annotation, biological process: regulation of exocytosis. Gene Ontology annotation, molecular function: myosin II binding; GTPase activator activity; syntaxin binding. The record is from RefSeq and is a predicted model, not a curated record.